UUUUGCAUGAAUCCAUCCGGAUUCGCCAUCCCACUCUGUAAUUUCCUUUUUCUCUCUCUAAAAGUUUCUCUUUCUCUCUCCAAUUUUCAUGAUUCCCCUCGGAUGGGUGUUCUCUGAAUUCCACGGCUUCCGUACACUGCCAAUUGACUUCAACUCACAGGAAGAAACCUCUGUCCUGACUCCUACCACAUAAUCAAGCAGGAUUACAGGAGUAGAGCUUCAUUAGGUCAAUGGGGGCUUCAAACUCUAAAAUAGAAGAAGAUAAAGCUCUGCGGCUGUGUCGUGAAAGGAAAAAGUUUGUCAAGCAAGCACUUAAUGGCAGGUGUUCUCUAGCAGUCACUCAUGUUACUUACAUACAGUCGCUGAAAAUUACUGGGACUGCUUUGGGAAGAUUUGUUGAACCUGAACCUGCGAUAGAAUCUUCCUUAUACACUUCCACUAGCGCAACUCCAGAACCACUUGCGGUAACUGAGAAGUCCCUUUCUCAGUUCUCACUCUCUUCCCCAUCUAUGUCACAACGUGUGGAUGCAACUGAAAACCUUUCUCCAUCUCCCUCUCCUCCUACCUCUGUCCGCUAUCAUGCAAAUCACAUGAAAUUUAGGGGUACCUUUUCCAGAAAAGUCGAAGAAAAACCUUCUGUACCUGUUAUGGGAUCAAUAACCUCUUCAAGUACCCCACAUAACACCACACCUCAGUCAAAUGAAAGACCUGAAACAUCACCAUUUGAAGAUCUUGCCAUCCCACCGACAACUCCCCCUUGGGAUUACUUCGGCCUUUUCAAUCCAAUAGAUGAUCAUUUUUCUUCACAGGAAGGGAGUGGAAUGGACCAAGGCUUCGAAAAUGGCAAUGAUGUAAGACGGGUUAGGGAAGAGGAGGGUAUUCCUGAUUUGGAAGAUGAAGAAGACAUGGUUUCUUCUCCUUUAGGAAAAGCGUCUCCAGAAUCUGAAGAUGAAUUUGACGAGCCUCCUGCAGAUACUCUAGUUCGAAGUUUCGAAAAUGUUAACAGGGCACCGGAUCAUGUUGCUAGUGGUUCAUUUGCUAUGCCUUCUGCAAAAUGUGCUGUCUUAGAAACCGAGUUCGUGAAUGGAGAGAAGAGAAACUCUCCUGAUUUAUCACCACUUAGAGCCACAUCCUUGGAAGUUGCACUUCCCACUGACGUAAAGAGAACUCCGGUAAAAGAAGAUGAUUUUGAAAAUAAAGUUGCCCCUAAGGACAUUUUUUCAAGUAUAAAAUAUAUUGAAUUUCUCUUCAUAAAAGCUUCUGAUUCCGGAAUAGAAGUUCCAAGGAUGCUUGAAGCAAAUAAGUUUCAUUUCCGUCCAAUAUUCCCGGGAAAAGAACGUGGGUCAAUGGCAUCAGCGUUACUUAAAACCUGUUUCUCUUGUGGGGAAGACCCAAGCCAGGUUCAGGAAGAGCCUGCUCAAACUACUGUGAAGUACUUGACUUGGCAUCGGACCACGUCAUCACAUUCCUCUUCAUCGAGGAAUCCUCUUUGCCCAAACUCAAAAGAUGAGAUUGAGGACCUUACCAGUAAUCUCUUUGAUAAUUUUUGCAUGACCUCAGGAAGUCAUGCCUCAACCUUGGAUAGGCUAUAUGCCUGGGAGAGGAAACUUUAUGAUGAAGUCAAGGCUAGUGAGAUGGUCAGAAAGGAAUAUGACAUGAAGUGUAGACUUCUUAGACAAUUAGAAUCACAGGGAGAAAGUUCGCAAAAGAUUGAUAAAACUCGUGCUAUGGUCAAGGAUCUGCACUCACGAAUCAGAGUAGCAAUUCACAGAAUUGAUUCAAUUUCGAAGAAAAUUGAGGAAUUGAGAGACAAAGAGCUCCAGCCACAACUGGAGGAGUUGAUUGAAGGGCUAAGACGGAUGUGGGUGGUGAUGUUUGAAUGCCACAAGCUUCAGUUUCACACCAUCUCAAUUGCAUAUAACAGUGGAAAUGCCAAAAUCUCCAUUCAAUCGGAAUCACAUCGGCAGAUUACCACCCAUCUAGAACAUGAACUGAACUCUCUAUCUACAAGUUUUACCAAGUGGAUUGAUGCUCAGAAAUCAUACGUGCAGGCUAUAAAUGGAUGGCUUUUAAAGUGUGUCACUCUUCAACAGAAAUCUUCCAGGAGAAAAAGGAACCAGACCCCAUCGUUAAGGCAUUUUGGCCCGCCCAUAUAUGUCACCUGUGGUGUCUGGUUAGACUUGCUUAAUACCUUGCCGACAAAGCCAGUUACAGAAUCUAUAAAGGUCUUGGCAUCUGAAAUUACCCGGUUCUUACCCCAUCAUGAAAAGAACCAGGGGAAAGGUAUGAAUCAUACUCGGUCAAAAUCCUGGCAGGCUGGUGGCAAUAGUGAUCCAGUAGUUAAUGUAUUGAGAGAUGAAGCUUCAGAGGACUGGAUAACAGGUUUUGACCGCUUUCGCUCUAGCUUGGUUGGUUUUCUUGGUCACUUAAGUAACUAUGCGGAGUCUUCUGUGUUGAUGUUUAAUGAACUCCAGAAGAAGAUCCAAGAAGCUAAGAGUAGCCAUGAAAGAAGCUGAGAGUGGCUAUGAGAUCAUUUGAAGUCCCAAUUAUGACACUGUUUUUCAACUAAAAAGAAAAAGUAAAAAAAUUGAAGAGAAAAUUGGUUGUGGUGAACAUUGUAGACGUUGCAAACCCAACCGAGAAAUGUUGAACGAAUGAUAUAAUGAGAUGGGGAGGACAGGAGAACAGCCAAUUGUGGCAUUUGUACAUGGGGGAGAAAAGAAUAAAGGUGUAUUGGUUGGAGAAUAUUCCUACGUUCUAUUUACGCAGAAAAUAAAGAAGUGGUUAUAGUGUGUAAUAUUGAGAUGUUUUCUUUUAGACGGGGUGGUUGUAACUUGUAUGUUAAAGAUGUGUUUACAUGGUGAUAAAGAGAACCGUCUGCAAGAUAUCAGGACCUGUAUAGCUUUCGUAAACUUGAGAAAUCUCGGGUACGAUUCCGCCCAUCAUAGUUUAUUACCUCUUGCAUUCAAUAAUAUAUCAUUUCUCUGUA
Cornus florida is the source of this 2989-nucleotide messenger RNA. Its product is annotated as protein ALTERED PHOSPHATE STARVATION RESPONSE 1. NCBI's taxonomy places the organism in Eukaryota, Viridiplantae, Streptophyta, Magnoliopsida, Cornales, Cornaceae. The transcript has 6 exons. The record is from RefSeq and is a predicted model, not a curated record. The coding region runs from base 231 to 2516 and encodes 761 amino acids.